Messenger RNA from Musa acuminata AAA Group (dessert banana), 709 nucleotides. Its product is annotated as protein C2-DOMAIN ABA-RELATED 5. Lineage: Eukaryota; Viridiplantae; Streptophyta; Magnoliopsida; Zingiberales; Musaceae. The coding region runs from base 128 to 625 and encodes 165 amino acids. The record is from RefSeq and is a predicted model, not a curated record. The transcript has 3 exons.
UCGUCUCCUUCGUCGGUCAUAACUGACACCCCUCCCUCGCUUCCUCUUUCCAUCUUGUCUUUCUUCCUCUUCUCAUCCUUGUUCUUGGAAGAGAGAAGAUCGACAACCAGAGAGAGAGAGAGAGAGAAUGGAGAAUCUGUUGGGGCUGCUCAAGGUGAAGGUAUUGAGGGGUGUUAACUUGGCCUACCGUGACGCCACGGGCAGCGACCCCUACGUCGUCAUCCGCAUGGGCCAUCAGAAACUGAAGACGAGCGUUAAGAAGCACAAUGUCAAUCCAGUUUGGAAUGAAGACCUGACUCUUUCUGUCUCAGAACCCAUUCAACCAAUUACGAUUAAGGUUUACGACAAGGACACGUUCACCCCCGACGACAAGAUGGGCGACGCCGAGAUCGAUAUCCAGGCGUUUGUGGAGGCAGUGAAGAUGAACCUGUCCGACCUCCCCGAUGGCACCAUCAUCACCAACGUGAAGCCCAACAGGAAGAACUGCUUUGCUGAUGAGAGUCCCAUUGCCUGGAAAGAUGGCAGGGUUGUGCAGGACGUCAUCCUCAGGCUCAGAAAUGUGGAGAGUGGCGAGUUGGAGCUGCAGUUGCUCUGGACCUCCAUCCCCGGUGCUCCUGGCUUUUAGAUAUGUUAAUAAUAAAAGGACGGUCGGACCGUGCUGUCCUGCUACAGUGGCAAGCCGCCACGUUUCAGAUAGCUUUUCUUUAUA